This is a messenger RNA of Penicillium longicatenatum, 1338 nucleotides long. RefSeq lists its product as uncharacterized. The record is from RefSeq and is a predicted model, not a curated record. The coding region runs from base 1 to 1338 and encodes 445 amino acids. Lineage: Eukaryota; Fungi; Ascomycota; Eurotiomycetes; Eurotiales; Aspergillaceae. The transcript has 2 exons.
AUGGUAUCUUCCAAUCCAAAAACUUUGUCCGUAAAAGCCUCCUACGAGGAACCUGCACUCAAUGCUUCCGACGACCCACUUGACUGGGAUUCUUGGCUCACACCAGAGGCUCUCCUCGACGAAACAGAUCCGAGUCAGCUGUUACUGCAACGUACCCCUCAGCCUCAUUUUGAAGUUCCAGAGAUCUGCCUGCCAUCUGAUCAGUGCUUGCAGAUGGCACAGUCCAUUGACACAAACAAGAAGCCUAGAGCCACAAUUUCAAGUCCAGGCGUAUAUGCCUUUACGAGACACGGGAACAAAAAAGUUUCAUCCCUCGUCAACAUCAAAAAUGAACAGCCUCAAUAUUCAGAGUCUAAUGGUGCAUUUGGCCCUGAGAAGUCAUUUCUCACAUCACCAAAUGUCGACAACCUGAUAGGGCAAGAUACCGAAAGAGGGCUCUCUCGCGACCCCAGGCCAGUCAACAAUUGGUCUCAUGCAGAUCAAUACAUUGACUGCAUUCAAAAUAUAUGCCAUAUUGCAACUGGAGAGACAUUGAGCCACAAUCAAGCUCGAAGAAUCGAAAACUGUUGUAAUUGUUUGGUCACAGACUUACUAUCCAACGAUCCUAGUGUUGCUUUAAAGUUCUACACAGUCAAUUGUCACCUGGAUGCUUUACCUAGGGUUGACCUUUAUGUCUUGGAUUCUUCUCUGACAGCAUGCGUGGCAUAUUUGAGGUACCUCAACUCAGUCGGCGUUUCGACUGCGAAGCCAGAUGAUCUGAAUCGUCGCCUCGCCCAGAUUUGGAUCCAUAUUCAUUUCGAAAAUUAUGUCAAUGACUUGAAGAAGAAUGAAGCAGAAGGCGUUCCGAUAAACCGCCGGGGUCGGGCCGUCUCCACUAUAGCCAGAGAUUCUAUCUUACAGGCUGUUUAUGGUUCUCAAUUCAUGCCCCAAAAAGCCGAUCGUGAUUUUUUGAGCGACCAAUGCCGUUGGGGCGAGCGUUGGUGGAAAGUUGCUACUUUUUUGGGGCUUGGUGUGGUUUUAUUAGCUAACGAUCACUUUGUAAACCAUAUAGGCAGAAGAACUGCAUUCCAGAAUAAGAUGGUAGAUACGCUGGUCAUAUAUUUUCUCAAUCGCUACCCGGAUCUAAUUAGUUUUUAUCGGUCUUUUGAUCCUAUGGCUAUAGGCCUUAUGUCCGGAGCUAACAAGUUCUGCUCCCGAGACCAACCAAGCAUCUUGCCAGAAGAGCUUGCGGAGGACGAAGUUUCUAUGUUACACAAGCAGGAGAAAUGGCUGAUUCCAAACCUCAAGUCCCUACCUAGACUUGCUGCUUCACGCCUUAUAUCUAUAAUGAGGUCUUAG